Messenger RNA from Laccaria bicolor S238N-H82, 657 nucleotides. RefSeq lists its product as uncharacterized. The transcript has 5 exons. The coding region runs from base 1 to 657 and encodes 218 amino acids. The record is from RefSeq and is a predicted model, not a curated record. Lineage: Eukaryota; Fungi; Basidiomycota; Agaricomycetes; Agaricales; Hydnangiaceae.
AUGUAUUUGCUCCUGGCGCAGGUGCGCAACUACAUAUCUGGUGGAAAUGAGUUUGACAUAUCCAAACUUCGGCAUCCUGAUGCAUCUUCCAUGGUUUUGAAACCACUCUUUGAUCUUCUAUGGCAAAAGCGUCAAAUGAGCAGCAGUAUGACUAGCAAGCACCCACCGUCUUCCUCUCCUUCCACUGCUCCUCUGUAUUGUCUGAGAAUCGCCGACUCCUCCGAAGAGAACGGUUUUCGUCCUGGAGUUGGGGGCCGUGGCUGGCGAGUCUGCAACAAAGGCAUGUCUGGAGUCACAGGAAUGUUCGGUGGGAGUGGGCUCACAAAUUAUCGUCGAGAGGGCAAAGGGGGCAAGGCAGCACAAACAAAUUGCAAAGACCUCAAGGAUUACACGUGCCUGGCAAAGAGCGCCAAUCCUGACGAGCCCUUGACCAUAUUCAGGGCAUGCCUCUAUCUGUGCAGAGAUCAUGUAUCCCGCCUUACAACAAUGCACUCGUAUCUUUCUGUCCCUCGCUCGACACUGCGACUUGGUCCGCCGAACUCUGUUGAUGACUAUCUCAACCAGCGGCCAGUCACCUUGUUUAGCUCACUUUUGUCCCUCUCCCUCGCCCUGGUAUCUUUCUGCCCCUCGCCGCUACUGGUCCUGUUUAAAGAUUGA